Messenger RNA from Grosmannia clavigera kw1407, 1623 nucleotides. RefSeq names its product developmental regulator. The transcript is spliced from 4 exons. The coding region runs from base 1 to 1623 and encodes 540 amino acids. The record is from RefSeq and is a predicted model, not a curated record. NCBI's taxonomy places the organism in Eukaryota, Fungi, Ascomycota, Sordariomycetes, Ophiostomatales, Ophiostomataceae.
AUGAGCGAGAACUUCCAUCCUUACUCGACUUUUGGGGAUCACACUAUUCCGCACCUUCCAGUGGCUCCAAUCAAGAUUGAAGAUAGCGUUCCAGACUAUAUGUUGGAAAUCCGGCAGCAACCCCAGCAUGCCAGGGUGGCACUGGGUAAGGAUAAAGACCGAAAGCCCAUCGACCCGCCGCCAAUCCUACAACUGAGGGUUAGCCACAAGAAAGACCCGAUGCAGCACUUCCUUCAGAGCCCGUAUUACUUCAUGUCUUGUUCGCUUCUCAAGGGCGACGAGACGUCAAGCAAAGAUCCACUUCCAAGUUAUCUCAUCGGUACCGUGGUUUCUUCUUUGCAUCGACUAAAGGACACGGACAACCAAGACGGCGGGUUCUUUGUCUUUGGCGACCUGAGCUGCAAAGUGGAGGGCAAGUUCCGCCUGCUGUUUACGUUGUAUCAGAUGCAGAAGACGGAGUGCUUCCACAUUACUUCGACCGUCUCAGACGUCUUCCAAGUCUACCCGACAAAAUCAUUUCCGGGCCUAGCAGAAUCGACCUUUCUGACCCGAUCGUUCAGCGACCAGGGCGUCCGGCUCCGUCUGCGAAAGGACUCACGCAGCAUAACAACGAGGAAGCGGAACGCAAAGGCAGCCGAGUUUGCACGGAAGACCCAAAGCCAGCAGCAUCAUGACCGCAGGGUGCUGGCAGGGCGGACAGAUAGCACCCAUGACAGCUCGUCUUAUGGGACCAUGGCAGGAAUAUCAGCGGCGCAAGUGGGCUUCGACACCCACGCAGGCACUGUCUAUGGAAACUACAGUACAGACAUCGGGCUUCCGAAGAGACGCCGGAUGAUAGGCGACGAAGUGACAGCGUCUCAUCCGUACGGGACUGUUGGUGGCAGCAACGGAUCAGGCCCAGACAUGUCUGCGUACGGUGCGUCUCGCGGUAGCUACAAUCCGUCGCCUCAUAUGACGCUUCCAGUCAGCUCGGCAUCAUACGGCAUGUCGGUGAUGCAGACCACAGCCGCGACUAUGGGAUACGGAACAGCGACCGGACCUCAUCAGCUCGGACGAAUGCAAUCGCAGCUGGCUGGGGCUCAUCAAUCCGGGCCUGGCUCGGCCGCGUCAAUGUCGUUCCAGUCGGCACCAAGUCGACAGUCGUCGCACGCUUUCCAAUACGGAACAAUGCAGCCGGCAUCUUCAUCGAUGGCGUACCAGCCAGCGAGUGCAACGGCAACAUCGAUGCACGCCCUGACGGGCAGCCCAUCGGGCGACUAUCGUUCCCAUCCAGGCACGCUUUACACGAGCAGUGUGUCGACCGACGCGAGCCCGCGAUCCCAUUCGACUCCCAAUCCACACAACUCCACGCCGAGCGGUACGAGCACGAGUCCGCCCGAUGCCACGACAGCAAACUAUACGGCGGCGGCGGGUGGAAGCAUGACGCCCUUCUCGCAGGGCUUGAGCCCCUACAGCUAUUCCCAUGCGUUAGGCGAUCCCCAAGCACAUAUCCCCUCGUCGACAAUGGCGACGGCACGGUCACACGGCCUCCGCGGGCUGGAUCUCCAACAUGUCAAUGGGGGUGGCCUGGGCCUGGAUAUGAACUAUUCCGAGGUGGAUCGACACACUCACGGUCAAGUUUGA